UGAGCUGAUCUCAGAACGGUUGAGUUGUCUCUUUGGAGAUAGGUUUUCUUCCGCUGACAUUCUCUUCGGUCUGCUUCCAUUUGGUGCUUGUAGACCUUCUUAUCAUGAGACUCGCACACUGUGCCCGGUCUUGUUAACGGCCAACUCUCCUCCUCGGAAAACAUUUUCGCCCUUGGAAUGUAUCGAGAAGCACGAAUAUGGAAGAAAAGGCGUUAGAAGUGUACGGUGAGUGACUGCAAACUGACGCCAGACUCCGUUGACAAACUGCCUGUUUUUAAGCACGAAUAUGGAAGAGAAGGCGUUAGAAGUGUAUGAUGUGAUCCGGUCCAUCCGAGACCCUGAGAAACCCAACACCCUGGAGGAGCUGGAAGUGGUGACAGAGAAGUGUGUGGAAGUCCAGGAGCUCGGAGAGGACGAGUACCUCAUCAUCAUCAAGUUCUCACCCACCGUCCCUCACUGUUCUCUGGCCACCCUCAUCGGUUUGUGUUUACAAGUGAAGCUGCAGCGAUGUCUGCCCUUCAAACACAAACUGGAAAUCUACAUUAGCGAAGGAACCCACUCAACAGAGGAGGACAUCAACAAGCAGAUCAACGACAAAGAGCGUGUGGCGGCUGCUAUGGAGAACCCCAACCUGAGGGACAUCGUGGAACAGUGCGUCAUCGAGCCGGAUGACUAACGUCUGCUGCCGGUGCCUUUUUGCCACCAGGUGUGUGCGUGUGUACGUGCGGGGUCAUGAACGCCGGACUGUAGGCAGCAGCCAUGUUGACCGUAUGUGUCAGGAAACAGGAAGUGAGCCCCGUUGCCAUGGAAGGCAAGUGUGAUCACUUCCUCAUCAGCUGAUUGGAUGACUCACUUGACUGUUUAGUGAACAACCGUUUGAUCUUUAAAGUACACAAACGUGUUAAUAUUUUUGUGUGUUGAUUUGCUGUAAAGAAAUAGAAACAUGUUAAUAAAACCACUUAAUAAAAAAAAUAAAAAAAUCAA
Messenger RNA from Nerophis ophidion (straightnose pipefish), 984 nucleotides. RefSeq names its product cytosolic iron-sulfur assembly component 2A (gene ciao2a). The coding region runs from base 287 to 676 and encodes 129 amino acids. Lineage: Eukaryota; Metazoa; Chordata; Actinopteri; Syngnathiformes; Syngnathidae. The record is from RefSeq and is a predicted model, not a curated record. The transcript is spliced from 5 exons.